This is a messenger RNA of Exophiala xenobiotica, 1947 nucleotides long. RefSeq lists its product as uncharacterized. The record is from RefSeq and is a predicted model, not a curated record. Lineage: Eukaryota; Fungi; Ascomycota; Eurotiomycetes; Chaetothyriales; Herpotrichiellaceae. Bases 654 to 1808 code for a protein of 384 amino acids. The transcript has 2 exons.
ACCCCGCUGCUCUUCUUCAUCUAUCCAGGAGCAUAUCAAGCUCAAUAUCACCAGGAGACCGCACUGAUAGAUUCAAUUCCGCUCCAGUCACUCACAGGAUUCAACGUGGGCAGCUUUCUGUCCCGACCAGAUAUUCUUUGCCGGCCGACCGCCAGUCACCCGCUCCUCAGCCUUCUCAGCCUUGUCUCGGGAGCCGACUCUAUCCAGACCCGAGGCGCGGAAAAUCACCCAUCCGGCAUCCCAUCUUCCGCCGUCGUAUUCCUUUCCACUUUGGAGUUGCGCUGCUUAGCGAUCAAGACAUCUUGCGUCCUGUCUGAUGUCUUGACCAGAGCUUCGACGUGUAUGAAAAGCUAGCUUAAUGCGAGAGCUUGACGGCUCCAAAGACCUCAACAAGACGGGUCAGCAAACCAGCCGAUCGCAGUCUAUGAGACCAGCGGCUAAAUGACUGGGACUUCGAUAAGUAUGGUUGCAUCUCAUCAAUGUUGAAAAUACGUCGGGACAGAAUCCGAAAUACUCGAUCCUUGAGUCAAGAACUCCAAACUUACCAGGUAUAUCGAGUACAGAUCCUGGUCUUGCCAGCCCUGAGAUCCAUAAGUGAUAACAUUCAAGUUUCGAAAACCUACUCGAUCUAACACUCAACCUCUGACCACACAAUGUCCCUGCCCGGCCUCAAACGUCUCCUCGACCAAAAACGCAACCCUCCCUCUCCUGCCACACAACCCUUCACCGGCCUCACCAUCCUCAUCACAGGCGCGACGUCCGGCCUAGGCCUGGAAGCAUGCAAGAAACUCGCCGCUCUCAACGUGGAGCGUCUAAUCAUAACCGGCCGCACCAAUGCCAAAGGCCAGGCCGCAAAGCGCGAGAUCGAGGAAUCCCUCAAAUCCACCCCAAAGAACAGCACCACUAGCCCGAGCACCCCCGAAAUCAUCCCCCUCGUUCUAGACAUGGACUCUUUCUCCAGCGUCCAAGAUUUCGUCACCACCCUGCAAUCCCGCUUCCCAGCCAUCGACGGCGCCAUCCUCAACGCGGGCUUGAUGAUGAAGAAAUACUCAGUCAGUCACGACGGCUGGGAAGAAACGAUCCAAGUCAACGUCCUGAGCACGAUCCUUCUCGGCGUGCUCCUCUUACCUGUUCUUCUCGCUACUGCCGCAGCGAAAUCCCGAUCCCAAUCCUCAAACAACGUGUACAAGCCGCAUUUGACAUUCGUAUCCUCGGAUCUCGCGAAUACAAUGAAACCCGAAAAAAUGCGAGCCUUCAUCGCCAGCGAGUCGCCGCUCGAGGCCCUCAGUGCUCCGAUAAACUUCCCUCCCGGCGUCGCAGGCGGAAGUAUCCAGUACGCCCGGUCGAAGCUCGUGCUCGAGCACGCGGUGCGACAUCUAGCCGCCUCCUCUUCUUCCGCCGUCACCAUACAGGGUUCGUCCAUGUCCCUUGACGGCGGCCAACAACACCAAGGACAAGGACAACAGCAGCAACAACAACACCCAAAAGUCAUCAUCAACACCGUCUGCCCGGGGAUGUGCAAAAGCGGUCUGGGACGACAGAUGAAGGGUAACCCCAUUUUCAAGUUUUUCGCCUGGCUCUUCUACGCUGUCUUUGCCAGGACGGCCGAGCAGGGCGCCAACUCCUACAUGACGGCUCUGCUGGUCGGUGAUGAAAUGCACGGCCAGAUGUGGAAGGACGAUCGUAUCUACGAGGUUGGCCCUAUGAUUGUCGGUCCGGAAGGGCGCGAGUUUGGUGACAAGGUUUGGAAUGAGGUUCGGCAGGUUAUUUUGAAGGCGGACUCUAGGACGAAGCCUUUUCUGCCUUGAUUUAAGUUUUGCUCUUAACAACAGGUGGACGGCGGGGCUGUUUGGGACACGAUGCUUCCCCUUCCCUACGGUACCUAUAUUGGUACCUAUAUUGGGGUACCUAUAUAGUAGGUAUCUAGCUAAUUAAUAAACAUCUUCG